AUGUUGAGUGGAGAAGGGGAGAGGGUGAGAGGGGUCAGUCUGUUGGGACUGUUAACUACUCUGGCCAUGGGCCCACUCUGAAAUGGGACUAAUUAGAGAGAGAGAUUGACUGUUUUUUCCCCCAGUGAAAUGUCGCCGGAGAAGAUGGCUGCCGUUUUACAGCCCUCUAACCAAUUGUACUAUUAUGUGUGUUUUUUCGUGGUACUUGUAAUUUAUUCUGUACAUAAUGUUUCUGCCACCGUCUCUUAUGACCAAAAAGAGCUUCUGGAUAUCAGGACAGCGAUUACUUACCUCGUAUUGGACAAAGAUUUUUUCUUCAACGAGUCGGACGCGAAGGAUAUUCUACAGACACCCGACAAGGCCCAAAUCCCCAUCAUUCGUAUUAGAAAGAGACGGAGAUAUCGUGGACGUAGGUCGGGGUGCCUUGUAAGGAUCCAACGGCGAGCAAGUAAACUGCCUCUUCCAUCAAUCCUAUUAGCCAAUGUUCAAUCAUUUGAAAAUAAAUUGUACGACCUAAGAUUAAGGUUAUCCUACCAGCGGGACAUUAAAAACUGUAAUAUCUUAUGUUUCACCGAGUCGUGGCUGAACGACGACAUAGAUAACAAACAGCUGGCGGGAUAUACGCUAAAUCGGGAGGAUAGAAUGGCUGACUCCGGUAAGACAAGGGGUGGCGGUAUGUGUGUAUUUGUAAACAACAGCUGGUGCAUAAAAUCUAAUACUAAGGAAGUCUCAAGGUUUUGCUCGCCUGAGGUAGAGUAUCCCAUGAUAAGCAGUAGACCACACUAUUUACCAAGAGAGUUUUCAUCUAUAUUUUUCGUAGCUGUCUAUUUACCACCACAAACCGAUGCUGGCACUAAGAUUGCACUCAAUGAGCUGUAUAAGGCCAUAAGCAAACAGUAAAACGCUAAUCCAGAGGCAGCGUUCCUAGUGGCCGGGGACUUUAAUGCAGGAAAACUUAAAUCCGUUCUACCUCCUUUCUACCUGCAUGUUAAAUGUGCAACCAGAGGAAAAAAAACUCUAGACCACCUUUACUCCACACACAGAGAUGCGUACAAAGCUCUCCCUCGCCCUCCAUUUGGCAAAUCUGACCAUAACUCUAUCCUCCUGAUUCCUGCUUAUAAGCAAAAACUAAAGCAGGAAGCACCAGUGACUCGGUUAAUAAGGAAGUGGUCAGAUGACGCAGAUGCUAAGCUACAGGACUGUUUUGCUAGCACAGACUGGAAUAUGUUCCGGGAUCCUUCCGAUAGCAUUGAGGAGUAAACCACAUCAGUCACUGGCCUCAUCAAUAAGUGCAUCGAUGACGUCGUCCCCACAGUGACCGUAUGUACAUACCCCAACCAGAAGCCAUGGAUUACAGGCAACAUCCGCACUGAGCUAAAGGGUAGAGCUGCCACUUUCAAGGAGCGGGACUCUAACCCGGACGCUUAUAAGAAAUCCUGCUAUGCCCAGGCAAAGAGUCAAUACAGGACUAAGAUUGAAUCGUACUACACCGGCUCUGACGCUCGUCGGAUGUGGCAGGACUUGAAAACUAUUACAGACUACAAAGGGAAGCACAGCCACGAGUUGCCCAGUGACACAAGCCUACCAGACGAGCUAAAUCACUUAUAUGCUCGCUUCGAGGCAAGCAACAUUGAAGCAUGCAUGAAAGCAUCAGCUGUUCCGGAUGACUAUGUGAUCACGCUCUCCGUAGCCGAUGCAGGCCCAGACGGAUUAUCAGGACGUGUACUCAGAGCAUGCGCUGACCAACUGGCAAGUGUCUUCACUGACAUUUCAACAUCCCUGACUGAAUCUGUAACACCAACAUGUUUAAAGCAGACCACCAUAGUCCUUGUGCCCAAGAACACUAAGAUAACUUGCCUAAAUGACUACCGACCCGUAGCACUCACGUCUGUAGCCACAUAAAUACCAUUAUCCCAGAAACCCUAGACCCACUCCAAUUUGCAACAGAUCCACAGAUGAUGCAAUCUCUAUUGCACUCCACACUGCCCUUUCCCACCUGGACAAGAGGAAAACCUAUGUGAGAAAGCUAUUAAUUGACUACAGCUCAGCGUUCAACACCAUAGUGCCCUCAAAGCUCAUCACUAAGCUAAGGACCCUGGGACUAAACACCUCCCUCUGCAACUGGAUCCUGGACUUCCUGACGGGCCACCUGCAGGUGGUAAGGGUAGGUAACAACACAUCUGCCACGCUGAUCCUCAACACGGGGGCCCCUCAGGGGUGCGUGCUCAGUCCCCUCCUGUCCUCCCUGUUCACGGCAGGCACGACUGCCGACGACACAACAGUGGUAGGCCUGAUCACCGACAACAAUGAGACAGCCUAUAGGGAGGAGGUCAGAGACCUGGCCGUGUGGUGCCAGGACAAAAACCUCUCCCUCAAUGUGAUCAAGACAAAGGAGAUGAUUGUGGACUACAGGAAAUAAAAGAGGACUGAGCACGCCCCCAUUCUCAUCGACGGGGCUGUAGAGGAACAGGUUGAGAGCUUCAAGUUCCUUGGUGUCCACAUCACCAACAAACUAUCAUGGUCCAAACACAUCAAGACAGUCGUGAAGAGGGCACGACAAAGCCUAUUCCCCCUCAGGAGACAGAAAAGAUUUGGUGUGGGUCCUCAGAUCCUCAAAAGGUUCUACAGCUGCACCAUCGAGAGCAUCACCGCCUGAUAUGGCAACUGUUCUGCGUACGGCCCAGUACAUCACUGGGGCAAAGCUUCCUGCCAGGACCUCUAUACCAGGCGGUGUCAGAGGAAGGCCCUCAAAAUUGUCAACGACUCCAGCCACCCUAGUCAUAGACUGUUCUCUCUGCUACCGCACGGCAAGCGGUACCGGAGCACCAGGUCUAGGUCCAAAAGGCUUCUUCACAGCUUCUACCCCCAAGCCGUAAGACUCCUGAACAGCUAAUCAUGGCUACCCAGACUAUUUGCAUUGCACGAUGGUAUACUGAGCAUGUCAUAUCAUGCAAUCAUAUUCAAUUAUUAUGAAACCAUCUUUCUUUGCUGCUUAUCAUCUUUAUUCCCCUGAUAAGUAACCUGGUUUAAGCCUGGAAAUGUCAUCUUUAUUACAGGUACUUAUCAUUCUAUUGUACAAUCUCCGGUGUUCUAGUAUUCAGUAAAUGGACGCUGCUGUGGGACCCAAGGUAGCAUUGGAGCGGUCCAAGUUGUCUGUGUAAUGGAUGGGAAUGCUUCUAAUCCGCUGGAAGGGAGAGUUUGUCUAACAUUAAAUUACAAGCACUGAUCCAGAGUGGCCAAAUUGUUCCAGAUUACCUUUUAGUAUGGGAUAAAUUAUCCUAUUCACAAUGUGUGUGUGUGACUUUUAGUAUGGUGUGAAUUAUCCUGUCCUCAGAGUUUACCACUCCUUGGCAUGCUGUCAUUCAGGGGGAACAGAUUGAUGCAGAAUUGUCUGGGAGAGACAUUUUGAAACAUCUGCUUAUGUGUGUUUUUGUGCAGGUUUCUAAGUGAUUGUGUGUGCAUAUGGUGGAAGGAAGAGUGUGUGCUGGGACUUGGGGUCUUCUCCUCAUGUUUAUGGUGUCACUCUCUGGCUGUUAACGUACCCCACCCCACCCCUACACAACACGUGCAUGCUGCUAUAGAGCACUGGGGAUUAGUCAUCACACACAUCAUAUGAGUGAGACUGACAAUAGCAACAGGCUGUCCAGUUGUAAAAGUUAACAUAACUUUCACACUAAAAACGAACCCCUUCUAUCCUCACCUCUCCUCUCUUUCUAUUCAAUUAGAGCUCUCUCUCUCUCCUCGCUGCCCCUAGAGUACAUCUCUCUCUCUCUUGCCCGCUCUCUCGCUCACUCUCUCUCUUUCUCUCUCUCUCACUUUCUCUCUCUCACUUUUUCUCUUUCUCUCUUGAUUUAUUUCUCUCUCUCUCUCUCUCUCUCUCUCUGUUUCACUCUCUCUGUCUCUCUCACUCAAUUUUUCUCUCUCACUUUCACUCACUCUCUAUUUAUGUAUCUCACUUUCUCUCUCUCUGUUUCUCUCUCUCUUUAUUUAUUUCUCUCACUUUCUCUCUCGCUCUCUGUUUCUCUUUCUCGCUCACUUUCUCUCUUUAAUUAUUUAUCUAUCUUUCUCUCUCACUUUCUCUCUCACUUUCUCUCACUCUCUCUCUGUUUCCCUCUCUCUCUCUCUCUGUUUCACUCUCUCUCACUCUCUCUCUCUGUUUCCCUCUCUCUCUCUCUCUCUCUGUUUCACUCGCUCUCUCUCUCUCUCUCUCUCUUCAUUUCUUUCUCUCACUUUUUUUCUUUCUCUCCCUCUCUCUUCUCUCAUCCCUGCCUUCAGUACUCCCUGUCUCCUCUCCCACUUCUCUGAUUAAUGAGGCUGUGUGUCAGAAUUCCCGUUUCCCUGGCCAUUCCUUUGCCAGUCCCGGCGCUGAGAGGGAGAAGCAGGAGAGCAAAGAACAUGGAGCGUUGAGAGCUUUGUGCCCCUGACAGCUGCGUGAGUUACACCAGGGGCCCGGCUCGGCCCCCAGGCCCCACUAGCUGGCCAGCCACAGAUGGACUUAGCAGAGCAAAGAAACUACUUUUCCACAUCCAUCCAUCUCCCUGUGUUUUCAUUCCCCAGCCAGUUUUUAUAGUGACAUGCUAAGUCCUGUGUCGACUGCUUAACAUCCACAUCUCACACUGAAAGUGACACAGGAACUAUUUGGAUAACAAUUAAAUAACAGUUAAAAAGUAGUUUACAUACAAAUGUUAUUUUUCCACAGAGUAGAUUAAUGGUAAAGGCAUCCAUGAGUGGGGCUGGACUACCGUCAAUCUCUACUGCUAUGUAAGGGUUAAGAACUUGCUCUUUCAAUGGAAUAAUUGUUUACCCAGAUAGUAGUCUAUUUGGCAGCGCUGUAGAACAAUCUCCAGAACAUCUCUGAUAAUGGGUUUUUAUACAGUGUAGAUGUGAGGCAGUUCAUGAGUGAGUAGUCCUUAAAAUGUCAUCAUGUAAUUCUCGCCUCUAUAUCUAGCUGGAGUAGACACAGUAGUGUGUGUCACGUUGUGUCCUGGUGCUGAGAGAGCUGGGCCUUGCAUUAGCAGUCUCUCUCCAUCACUCAGUCAGAUGCCAUGUGCCAGACUGUUGCUCUUGGCUCAGACAGACAGGAGGGGGGAAAUGUGUCAGUCUACUUUGCCCUCAGGCACGUUCUUCUAGACCCCUUAUUCUGCAGUAGUGUGUGUGUGUGUGUGUGUGUGUGUGUGUGUAUGUGUUCAGUUUCCUACCAGCCUAUUUAUUCACAUGCCUCCCUCUCCCCACCAUACUAAACUACAUUAGCUUCAGUAGUAGGUAAAGGACAUGUUGUCUAAAUCACAUCCUUAUGACUAAGCUAAUGUGACCGAAUUGUGUUCAUGUGAGUGGAACAGGGAUGCAGGCAGGCUGAAUGAGGCUCUAUGUGAACAGGAAGGGGACAACUAAGGGCCUUCUCUGUCUGAUUACAACCAUGCUCCUCUCAGCUGGGGGAAGUCAUCCCUAUGGACUAUAUACAGGACAGAAUUAUAUUGUGGUUAUGUGCUAUAUCAGCAGACAAAAUUGGAUCCCACACCUUGAAUUUAACAGGAAUUUGGUUCGGAUUGAAUGGUUGUUUUUCUCAAAGAGCAAUUGACUUUUGAGGCCUACGUGACAUGACUUUCAAAGGAUAGCCCUCGAGGAUUUGAUUGAGAAAUACACACUUUCAUAUUUUCUGGGAAUCUCUAGUCUUCUCUGGAAAGGAUCCCCAUAAAUCAGAAAUGCAUGACUUCUUGAUCCAUAUCAUCUGUCAAUGUGACUUUAUGGAUGACAUAUAUCAUCAAUCUGUGUAGCUGGAUCAUAUGUACUGAGGUUACUUAUAGGAUACAGAUGUAGGAUCUUAAUUUGAUCACCCUGUUGAAUUAAGAACAAUGCAGGACAUUUAAAACUUGUAGUGUAUUUGAUGUUUAAAGGUCACAUUUCCAGUUCCUGUAGGAUUAUUUUCCUGCUGUAGCAAACUGGCUCAAAUUAAGAUUCUACAUCUGUAUGUGUAUCAUGAAUCAAUUCAGGUCCAGGACAACAGCAGGAUGGUUCAAUCUGAACCAGUCAGUGUCCCCCGGGCCUAACCCAGACCAGACUACACUGCCAUGCUACUCAGUUUCCCCCCACUUCUCCCGCACACGGCUGUCAAAUGCCACACCCACACACACACACACACACACACACACACACACACACACCACACACACACACACACUGUCCAUCUGUCUGAACGGCACAGCCCAGCACGCGAUCUGGCUACAAAGAGAGGACAGAGGGGAGAGGGGCUAAACAGAUGUUCACUGGACCACCCUGGCCUGUGUUUGUUCAGUUUGCUCUGGGAACAGAGACACAGAUAUGCACAGUGUUAUGGAGUCUAUCUUGUUUGUAAUGGCACAGGUUGUUUGGAUUUAGCCCAAUCCCUGUUUGCAUGGGCCUUUGUGAGUGUGCUGCUUUCCUAAAGUGCAUACAAGAGUAUGCUCAUAUGUGCAUUGGGAAAUAUGCACCCGCAAGUGUGGCAGGGUGGGGUAGGGUGGGCCUCGAUAAUCACCCAGUUAGCAAGCUAUUAGUCGAUCAGCUUCAACUCAGUAAGAAAACGGAACCGUGAGACUGUCCUCAACCCUUCAUAAUAUGGCACAAUGUGACAGACAGAAUGCCAGAGAACAGAGAACAUGCCCCAUGUUCUGGAAGAGAUUAUUCUGUCCUGCUGAGUCACUGUCUUUAUGGGGAAAAGGGACACAUUGUCUGGGCCUCAGAGGCUGUCAAAGACAGAGGCUCAGGACACAGUUGUUUAUGAAGCCAGAUGACAGGCUGGGCCUGAAACUUUAUUGAGAAUGGCAUUAAUGAGAGAACAUGAACCAGUCUGAAUCUAGACUGACUGUGUCCAGCAGACUGAGGUCAUGAAUGGCCCACGCCAUGGAUGAAGGGCAAGAAACAGCUGGAGGGGAGGGAGAGAGGGAGAAUGGACUUUUCUUGGAAUGGUGUUUUGCAUACUUGAUGUGCAUUUAGUUUUUUCCUUCAUUAGGCUACAUCCUUUGGUGUUUGCGAUGGUCUCUGCUCCUCAGAGAGUGAAAGAAUAGGAAAAUAAUAUACAGACAGUCCUUGUGGGUAGAGAGACCAGAGAGUUGAUGGUUCACGUCCUGGGAACCACUUCCCCUGAAUAGUCUGUUUGUUUGCAGCAGUAUGGACAACAGGACCACCCUCGUCUUCCUGAGGGGAUAAAAGUCCUGCAGCUGGUUUGAUCAUGAGUAUAAAUCUGAGGUCUUCUACACUGUUCCGGCCUGUAGCCCUGUACACAGAGGUAGAGACUCACACACUGAGGAGAGAUAUACAUAGGGCUUGUUGUGCCUUGGGCUGCUGCUCCGACGGUGGAGCCACCAAAUGUUACUCUGGGCAGAGUUUUAUAGAUCCCAACCGCAGGACAAGCCAGAGGCUUUAGUGUAGUGGGGUGGCUCUCUGUGAGGCGUACUGACAGGAUACAGACAGAGGACUCCGAUAAUACUGGCAUGACGGGAUCCUGGGUUUUUCCAAUACGUCAAGCUCCAACUACUGCAUUGUCUAUUUUUAUGACUAAACAGCUGAGGAUUUGGCCGUUUGUUUAAAAUAUUACUUUGUGACCCAGAGGGCAGUAUACUGACUACUCCUUCCCCUAAAACACUGUAUUCUUUAACACAGAGGAAUGUACAGUAGGAAGCUCUGAAGCUGUAAUGGAUAUAAAUAGGGAAACAAUCACUCCAAUACAGCAGGUCACAGUCCUGACUUGUCUCAUAUGAAUGGACUGGUAGUGCUCGGUAGCUAGCUAUCACAUGCAUUGUGGGACUCAUUAAAGAGUAAAGAGGCUCUUAUCUGGCCUCAUUUGAAAAACGAAUAUCAGUCAAUUAUAUCUCAGGAGGUGCAGCCAUAUUGAUAUUCCAGAGCUCACUGACCCCGCUUUGAAUUCGAAGCGAGCAUGAGUGGAUGAUUGAGUGAAAUUAGGAUCCACGGUAAAUCUAGCCGACGUUAGGGGAACAUACCAGAGUAAUAGAGCAUAAUAUGUUUUUCCACAUGUCUCUGCUGCUAUGCUGCUCUAUGGCUGGCUGACUCUGUGGCAUUGAGCUAGGGGCCAAAUAGAGACAGGCCCUGUAAUGGAGCCAGCAGCAGUCUUUGAUAGUGUGUGUAAUCUUUAUAUUGGCUCUAUUUACAGGUUUUUCUCUGGUGUGGUUUGCUCCCCCCUGAGUUUUCCUUUACUCAUCCCACGGUUUCUUUACCACUCCUAAGGGCGGACCUGGCCCCCAGCAACAAAAAGAAAGAAAGAACGGAGAGAGAGAUUAGGAGAGAAGAGGGGGAUCGAGAGGAGAGAGAGAGAGAGAUAUCUAACGAGAGGAUCUCUAGAGAUCUCUAUAUGUUAUCUAUCUAUAUAUCUCUAUCUCUUGAGUCUAUCUCUAUUCUCUUUAUCUAUAUAUCUAUCUCUAUCUAUUGUUUUAUGUCUAUCUCUCUCUCUCUCUCUCUUUAUUCUCUCUCUAUGUAUAUAUCUAUAUGUAUAUCUAUGUCAUCUAUUUAUAAUAUAUAUGGUAUUUAUAAAUAUAUAUAUAUAUAUAUUAUAUAUAUCUCUCGAUUAUAUCGAUAUAUUGUAUAUUGUAUCUAUAUAUAUUUAUGUAUGAUAUAUCAUAAUAUGUAUGUAUAUAUCUAUAUAUUAUAUAUAUAUAUAUAUAUAUAUCUAUAUCUUCUAUAUUAAUAUAUUGUUAUAUAUAUAUAUGUAUAUAUAAUAUAUAUGUCUAUACUCUAUCUCUGAUCUCUCUCAUAUGUAUAUAUCUCUAUCUUAUUAUGUAUCUCUAUAUCUAUAUAAUAUAUAUAUGUAUGUAUAUUCUCUAUCAUCAAAUAUAUAUAUGGUCUCUCCUACUCUAUGUGCUAUAUAUAUUAUAUCUAUUGUUAAUAUAUAAUAUAUAUAUGUAUAUAUCUAUAUAUGUACUCUACAUAUAUAAUGUCUAUUCUAUAUAUAUAUAAUAUUAUAUGUAUGUAUGUAUAUCUACUAUAUAUAUAUAUAAUAUGUAUAUCUCUAUAUAAUAUAUAUAUAUAUAUGGAUUAUAUAUAGUAUAUAUAUAUAUAUAUGUAUAUAUAUAUUAUGUAAUAUAUAUAUAUAUAUAUGUAUGAUUAUAUAUAUUAUAUAUAUAUAUAUAUAAUAUAUAUAUAUAUAUAUUAUGUGUGUGGAUAUAUAUAUAUAUAUAUAUAUAUUUGUAUAUAUAUAUAUCUAUAUAUAUAUAUAAAUAAUAUAUAAUAUAUAUAUCUGUAUAUAUGUAUUAUUAUAUAUAUAUAUUGAGUAUAUUAUAUAGAUAUAUAUAUAGAUAUUAUUAUAUAGGUAGGUAUAUAUAUAGAUAUAUAGUUAUAUAUAUAUCUCUAUAUGUAUAUAUAUCUAUAUAUAUAUAUAUAUAUAUAUAUGUAUAUAUCUAUAUAUAAUAUGUAUAUAUAAACUAUAUAUAUAUACUAUAUUUUAAUAUAUGGUAUAUCUUAUAUACGUAUAUAUUAUAUAAAUCUAUAUGUAUCGUAUAUAUAUAUAUAUCUAUGUCCUCUAUAAUAUGUGAUAUAUAAAUAUAUCAAUAUAUAUAUUCUAUAUCUAUAUCUCUAUAUAUAUAUGUAUAUGUAUAUAGCUCUAUCAUUUAAUGUAUUAUCUAUUAUAGUGUAUGUCUAUAUCUAUAUAUAUAUCUAUCGCUCUCUUAUAUAUCUAAUCUCUCUUAUAUGUCUCUCUAUCUCUGUCUAUCUCUAUCUCUAUUGUCUCAUCUUCUCUCUGUCUCUCUCUCUCAUUGUCUAUCUCUAUAUCUCUAAUGUCUUCUCUAUAUAUAUAUAUAUAUAUAUGUAGUCUUCGCUAUCUCUAAUAUAUAUAUGUCUCUCUCUUCUCUAUGGUCUCUCUCCUCUCUAUGUAAUAUCUAUAUAUAAUAUUAUUCUAUAUAUAUCUAUUGUCUAUAUUAUAGUAUAUAUAUGUAUAUAUAUAUAUAUAUAUAUAUAUAGUAUGGUAGGUAUCUAUAUAUAUAUAUAUAUAUAUAAUGUAUAUAAUAUAUAUCUAUCUCUCUCUAUGUCUCUCUCUCUCUCCUCCUCUCUCUGUCCCUCUCUUUAUAUGCUCUCUCUCGCUCUAUAGGAUAUGUCUCUCUAUCUUUCUCUCUCUAUUCUUAUUCUCUCUCUCUAUCUCUCUCAUCUCUAUCGCGCUCUCUAUCUCUCUCUCUCUCUAGGGCUCUCUCUCUAUCUUCUCUCUCUAUCUCUCCUCUCUCUCUCUAUCUCUGUCUCUCUGUUCUCUCUCUCUCUCUUCUCUGCUCUCUCUCUCUCUCUCUAUAUAUAUAUAUAUAUAUAUGUAUGUCUCUCUAUAUAUAUAUAUUUCUCUCUCUCUCUCUCUAUGUCUCUCUCUCUCUCUCUCUCUCUCUAUGUCUCUCUCUCUCUCUCUAUGUCUCUCUCCCUCUCUCUCCCUCUCCCCUCUCUCUAAGGUGCUCCUGCAUAGACCAGCCUGACAAAUGGUGUAUUUAUUCAUCGGUCCCAGUCUUACCUUCAUGGACCUAGAGUUGUUGUGACAUAUGGUUGUCAGGGAGACUCUGGUGGUUCAUUAUACAAUAACUAGUGUGUACUGAAGCAAUAAGUCACGAGGUUUAGAAAUAGAUUUAUACUAUGGCAUUGUUGAAUACUCGCUUCUGAUUGGCUUGAAGGGCAUUCUAGAGCAUGCAUUAUUUCCCUAAAAAACACAGUUUAUUUGCACGGUAGCUAUUUGAUGGCUAAAGUUCUUACAUGUUCUAUGUUUGAGCUGAUUUUAAAACAAAAUUCGAAUUGAAAACAUUAUUGGCAUUGUUGAAUUCAAUUUUCAUAAUAGCAAGCUAGGACUGAUUUGGUUAGCUAAACUAGCAAGUCUGUUUGCUUGGUUACCAAGGCAACUACUGUCACUAUCUAUUAAACUUGCUAGCUACUUCAGUGGAUGUUGAACACAUUUCUACCUGCAAAUGAACACAUUUCUAGUGGUAAAUGAGUGAAAUUAUAGCCAUGGUAUAAAAGGGAUAAUCAAAUCGGGGCUCUAUGCGUUCUCUGGAAAAUAAUGCAACUCUGUUGAAGGCCGCGCCUCGUGGAACACACCUUCCACGUCGUUCAUUAUUUUCCAGAGAACGCAUAGCCCCUCAUUGAUUAUCCCUUACAUACACAUCUUAACAGAUUGGCAAUAUACUGUUGUGGUGUGUGUGCUUUUUUACCUUGCUCCUACACUCUUACGAGAAAAGGGUUCCAAAAGGUUUCUUCGGCUGUCCCCAUAGGAGAACCCUUUUUGGUUCCAGGUAGAACCCUUUUGGGUUCCAUCUACAUGGAACCCAAAAGGGUUCUACCUGGAGCCAAAAAUGUAUCUUCACACCAUGAUGUUUUCUGCCUUCACAGAGCUUCCAGUGUUCCCAAGGCUGAUGCACCAAAGGUAAGUACACUCCAGUGAAUCACUUACAGUCAAAUUCAUUAUUUAAGAUGAAAGGAUUAUGAUCAUGAGUAUUACUUUUUAAUGGGCAUAUUGACAGUUACCAGGAUAAUUUGCUAAAACAUAUGUGCUCAGGAGUUCAUCAAUGUGUUUGAGCAUGCUCACUGUACCCUUCUGAGACAAUGUUACACCACAUUUUGAUUGGCUGUUAUGGACAUUAUGAAAAGCUUGUGAAGGUGCUACCCUCAUGGAUAGCCCUAAGGCGCAUACCAAUGUUCUGGGGAGUGUGGCCCCUGCAUGAGUUUGCUGUGUGAUUUGCGGUGUGCAGUGUGUGAGUGUUGUGCAUGUAUGCCUCCCCACCCCCUUUUAGGACGAACCGCUGGAGAUCAUUAAGCCCGUGCCAAUCACCUACCCAGCCCCACCAUCCACAUUCACCAGCCCCUCCCCCCAACCCAGUGCUGCCUACAAUAAGACGGCCCGCCCCUUUGGCGGGGGUAGCAAUGUGGGUGCGGUCACUUCCUCCCUGACCGCCCCAAAGGUGGCCUCCAUCCCUUCUGCAUCGUCUGCUUUCACCCCCGCCGCCCCCUCCUCCCAGCAGCCCCAGCCUCCCUUCCCACUAGGCAGCCACUCCCGCUCUCCAGCCCCACCCAUCGCAGCCCCAACCAUCGCAGCCCCACCUAGCUCAGCCCCACCCCCCAGACCCAGCUCUGGCCGCUCCCCCUUCACCACCCCCUCCUCGUCCUCCUCCUCAUCCCCGGCCAGAGUGACAGCACCCUCCUCCAAUCCCGGUGCUCCGCAGUCCUCUUGCUAUAACACGCCCAUCAACCUAUACUCCAACACCAACGCCUGUGAGGUGGCCAUGGGACAGAGGCGGGGCCUGUUGGAAGCCCAGGGUGUGGUGGUCGACCAGAUCAAAGAGCAGUUCAAUGGGUGAGUUGCACUAACCUCAAACCCCACCCCUCACCUCUUCUCCUCACCUCUUCUCCUCUUCUUUCCUCUCCUGUUACUUUCUUUCUUUUACCAAACACCUCUUUCUCUGCUUUUGCUUCCUUUUGACUUUCCAAGAGGAUCAGCUGUGGGUAGGUAGGUGGUUUGUACACUAAGUUCACUUGAAGUUAAUUUUUACAUUUUUUUUUACAUUUUAGUCAUUUAGCAGACGCUCUUAACCAGAGCGACUUACAGGAGCAAUUAGGGUUAAGUGCCUUGCUCAAGGGCACAUUAACGUCAUUUAGCAGACGCUCUUAGCCAGAGCGACUCACAAAUUGGUGCGUUCACCCUAUAGCCAGUGGGAUAACCACUUUACAAUUUGGGGGGGGGCCCUGCACCAUAUUUUAUUUUUAGGUCAAAAGAACAACAUGGCUAUUCUAGAUAUGACCACUUAUACUGGUGUAGUGCAGUAGCAAGAAGGCUGUAAUGGGAAAUGAACAUGUUUCUGUCUCACAUCCCAUAAAUCCUGUGUGUUGUUGCCAGGUCUACAGAUACUUGUGGUUCACUCCACUGCCUGUCUGGAUGAUGUUGUUUGAGGCCACAAGUAGCUGGUGUCCAUUUUCAGUUAACCAACCAUGCAAUAACAACAGACUACCUGAGAGAGGACAUACUUUGUAGUAAAUCUUCCAUCAGUUUCUCCUACAUAGUCUACAUUUAUUUAGUCAAAAUUUUUGCCAUUUAGCAGACGCUCUUAUCCAGAGCGAUUUGUAGGAGCAAUUGAGGGUUAAGUGCCUUGCUCAAGUGCACAUCGACAGAUUUUUCACCUAGUUGGCGCUGGGAUUUAAACCAGCAACCUUUGGGUUACUGGCACAAUGCUCUUAACCGCUAGGCUACCUGCCACUCUACAAACAUAGUCUCGUUUGUAGAGCAACAUGGAUGGUGCCUAUACCCCAACUCUGUAAACAGCCACAAUAGAGAGAAAUAGUAAUGCCGUCUUUUUGUAGGCACUAACUCCGCCAUGGUUCGUUUUGUAGGGUUUUUGGAUAAACACCGAAAAUAAAGUCUGUGGUAAACACAGGCUUAGGAGAUCUUAUACCUUUUGUUCUAUGAUAUCUUCAUCAGCUAACGUAACUUUUUUUAAUUUUGAGGCAUUUAUGUAAUUUAAAAAAUCACGUAAAGGCUUCAUAAUUCAUAAAGGUCAUGUUAACUGAGUGAUAUUAUCUCAUAGAACAAAACGUAUAAGAUCUCCUAAGCUUGUGUUAACCUCUGACCUUAUUGUCGGCGUUUAUCCCAAAACCCUAUUCUUUCCUCAUUCAUUUUCCCUAUAGGGAUGGCUGAACGAACCAGAGGUAACUAAUUUCUGUUUUUAAGGACUACAAGCUGGCGAGCUCUAUGAGUGCAGCAGAACAUCUUGUCUCAAUAUGUUAAAGGGAACUGGAAACAGAAGAAAAGGGCAGCAGCAGCCGACGACAUGUUAAACUCACUCCUGCUACCGCCCGACCCAGCCCAGCCCAACCGCCUCUCUCUAAUUGAUAGUAAAGUGAAUAACCUUGCCAAACACCCAGUAUUCUGGCUCUGAGUCUGUCUGACGUAUUGUCGACUCAGACGCUUGUUUCUAAAAGCCUGGCAUACUGGCAGCUUUGGGGCUGGAGCAGCUCUCUACUGGGAUGUUUCUCCGGCCAGAUUUAUUUACAAAGCCUCAGAAUAGUAAAAACAUGUUUUUUUGUUUUUUUUGUAGUCAAUGUAGUCCACUGAUGCAAAUAUAAUUAGUUAUGUUUCGCAGCUGAAUAUAAUAGAGACUUCAUGCCACAUGCCUGUAGGCACUUUGGUUGUCAUCUCAGUCUGUACUUCAUACUCUACAUACUGUCUCUGUAGUUAUUAUUUGACCUUUGACCUUCCUCCUGUCUACACCCCCUGGACUGCCCUGUCUGCUUGUACAGGUUACAGGUAUAGUAGCAGCAUGUGUGUUCAGCUGCAUCCUGUGUGUGUGUUUCUCUGGGUGUCUGCUCGCACAUUAUCUCAGAAUGGUCCAAGUGUUUUUAGGACCCAGUUGAAUCAAUGCUCUUUCUCUUUUCCUGAUCCUUUACUUUGCUUCAUCCUCUUCUUCUUCAUUUCCUCUUUCCUCAGGAGGGGGAGGAGGAGGAAGAGACCAAGUUAGUGUUCUAACAUUAACUGUGACAUACUGUCUGCUAGCUCUGUAACUGUGGGAUGAUGUGAUUAUCGGUGCUGUACUGCUGAACAUGAUGACUGCAGCGCAAUUAGAUUAGUACAGUAGGCAUGCUGGCUCCUUUCUGCCAUAACCCUCAUAAACCUCACUCAUACUCAUGUACUUACUGUAGUACACCCUCAUCUCAGAGCACAAAACAACCUGCAAAGCCACCCUGUAAAUAACCCACAGCAAUAAGCCAUAAUAAGACUUGUGGUCCACUGAGGCCAGUUCAUUCAUGCUCUGUGCCAUGGCAUCCCGGCCCGGUCCACUUGGAAAACUAGUGUAUUUACACCCAUGUGCGUUCCAAAUGGCACCCUAUUCCAUUUAUAGUGCACUACUUUUGACCAGAGCCCCAUAGGCUCUAUAGGCACUUUAAAGGGAAUAGGGUGCCAUUUGUGAUGCAUGCCCACCAGGCCCACCCCCAGGGUCCAGGCUGCAACUCAGAGCCCUGUAGGCUGACCUGUCACCACUCAGCGGGGCUACUGAACCCUGUCCCUGCAUCUGUCCCCCUCCGUCUGUCCAUCUGCCACCGUGUCACUCUGUUUACCCAAGGCCACUUAUUAAUUACCAGCCAGCUAUUCCACUGUGGUUCUAGGAAUAGGACCGUCACAAUCUGACCCCUGACCUCCAUUCACUUAGAAUACACUCACUGACACGUGCAAUAGAAUAGAACACAUGCUGGAGAGCUCACAUGCAGAACACUCAGAUAUAUUCACACUUGACUUGCCCCAAGUGCAUAAAUGCACUUGUAGCUAAUGUAACAAACAGACACAUUGAGAUGAGUGUCUAAACAUGAUUUAAUUCAGGACAGGAAUACAAAGAAUGUAUCUGUUCUGGUCCUGAGCUCACUGUAAUGUGAGGUCCAGUGGUUCCUCCUUGUGGUGAGAGAUGGUACUUUCACCCUUGUUUAUAACUAUUAAACAUACAAUGUUGCUAUUUAACCCAUAAAGCAUAUUCCAGAUAGCACUAAAAGCACAAUGUCAUGCUAUAAUAUGAGUGUCUCUGAGUUAACACCAUGUAUGUGGGCUGAAUCAUGUAAUUUGUGUCAUGUCAUCUUCAUAGGGGUUUUGGAGGUGGUCAUUACAGUUAUUUUGAAUUGAUAGCUAUCUGUGUCAUUGUAGCUGACUGCUGCUCUGCUACGUCUAGUUUAGCUGCUGUUUCUGAUAGUGGGCCUCAGAGCAUUCUUAAGUAAGUAUAGCCUGUAGUAGCAAUGCUCAUACUUUAGUUCCAAAGAGUUUUAGCACCUUGGAAGUACAAUAGUCCGUUUUUCCUCCCAAUCUUUUCCAGUUUCUGAUUCUUCUCCUUCUAUUAUCCUAUUUUCCUUUCUUACCUCCCUCUCAAUGUCCGUGUGCAGAGUCCCCCCAAAGAGUGGCCCUAGGAGGUACAGUAAAUGGGAAGUCUAGCAGUGGCCACUUCACUGAGUGAAUGUCUUGUCUGAGUCUACCUGUAGUAUACACUGGGAGUGAGAGUGUGUUUGUCUGUACCUGUGUGUGAGAGAUUUGUUUUGCACUUGUGUUAUCCUACUGUAUGAAAAAUAUUAAUUAAUGACUGAAUUUAAUACAUUAAUCGGAAUAAUUACUUAAUAAAUAAAGUAAUUAUUAAAAGUCAUUUUUAUGAAUGGUGAAUGCUAAUAGUAAUUGGAAAUAAAUGGUAAUGAUGAGGAUGAGGAUGAUGAAGAUCGUAAUACUUAUUCUCUGUGUGUGUGGCCUCAGGAACAGAGUUGAACCAGAGUUGAACCAUGCCUCGCCACUCAGUGAGGCCAGUAAGAAGCGUAUGAUCGAGGACACAGAGGACUGGCAUCCUCGCACUGGCACCUCCCAGUCCAGGUCCUUCAGAAUCCUGGCUCAGAUCACUGGCACAGAGAACGGUGGGUACCCCCUGGCACCCUCCCCCUUCCUCCAAUACCCUGACGCAUAAUGACACCCUAGUUACUUUUAUGUUGGGUACCCUGGCACCCUCAUACCCAGGCUAGAACACAUGCAGCACCACCAAUACCUUGGCACAAUGGGAUUAGAAAAUAGAUAUGUAUCAUAACUAGAUCAUUGUGUUCUUACAGUAACCCCUCUGAAGUGACCAUUUGACCUUUGCCUUUUCCCCUAAGGGAAAGGUUACAUAAGAAGACUGUAGUAUAGAUUACAGCAGUGCUGCAUGCUAUUCCCAGUGGCACAGGUCUGUGUCUGUGUUCUGGUCCCCCUGGCACAGCUCUGUCUCUGGGCCUCAGCAUCCAUCUCUCUGUCAUCACCCCAGCCCUGUGUGUGUGUUGGACCUGCUCUGCUAAUAUAAACUGACAUGAAGCUGACAAGGAACAGUGGAUAAGAUGUCCCGCUCUACUCCAGACAGAGGCUGAGGUUACCAAUACAGAGUUGAAUAUGUUUAAGGCUGUUGAUAUUAUGCAAAUGGUGCUGGAGAGUGGUUUGUACAGCUGUAGAGUAGAUGUGGAGAGUGGUUUGUACAGCUGUAGAGUAGAUGUGGAGAGUGGUUUGUAGGUGAAGAGAGGACUGAGUUCAACUGGCAAGGACUGAGUUCAACUGGCAAGGCAGGGCUAUCUCUGCCAUGUGAUUUUGAGCCCAAUCAUCCAGCCCUCACGUGGAGUAGAGCUAAUUGAGGUGCACCCUUGGCCAACUUUUUUUUAAAAAUAGUUAUAGUUUUAUUAAUAUCUAUUGGAUUAAAAUUAGCAUUUAAAAAGCAGUAUAACCACUCUUUUUGGCUGGACAUCCCUUCAGUUAUUUUCUAUUAUAAAACACACGUCUACACGCACGUUACAAUCUCUGCAUUUAUGUUCAUGAGUUUCUUUUCUCCUCUGUUGACAGCCCAAGCCCAGGAGAACAGCACUGGAAAGAAGUGAGUAGUUGAUGAUUUGUCAGUCUUCUCCAAUGUGAUCUGGUUGUAGUUUCCUGGUGUGUGAGUGUGAUGCUGUUGUUGUUACUGUAACUAUGUUGGGGUGAUCACAGCUUUCUGGCACUCCAUGUCUCGUCCUGCAUGUCACAGGAGCUUCUCAUUAUUGGGAUUCCGUGUUUAGCCCAUACUUCCUGAUCCAUGAGACGCUCAGUAUCACGCUUAGUUUAAGGCUUCAUUACAGGAAGCCACAUCAGAGGGUGCCCUCUGCGGUGGAAACCCUAGUAAAAACAGCGCAGGCUGGGUUAGCUGGGUCGGCCAACCCUCAAAGCCUUCUGAGAGCUGGGGAUUCUCAGUUCUGUGUUCUGCCCCCAUUCAUCUUCAGUAAACACACCCUGCUGGUCUCCAAACCAAAGCCCCGGACAAUCAGCAUGUCACGGUGGGAUUGUGGGUAAUUAAGUGGGACUGUGGGUAAUAAGGGCCUGCCAGGAGGAGGCUCUCACUCUCAGAGACAUGUAGUUAACAGACAGCACGCUCCCAAAGACAGAACUCUCCUAUCAGGAGAUAUCAAGCCUCUUGCAAAUCUUAUUGCUUUAUUUCUUUUACCUGUAUUUCCUCAAUUUCCCAGUAUUUUCCUGUCCAUUUCUUGUCUAUUACUUUUUUCUUACAAUUUCUUUCUUUCCUUUCUUCCUGUCUGCUCUCCUGUGUCCUCUCCUUGCUCCCUUCUUCCCUACCUCCGUCUCCCCUCCUGUCCUGUGCCGUUUGGUGUGUUAGGAUGAAUAAACCGGACCCAGAGGUUGUGGGACAACUGUACAACAAGCUGAGAGACUGGCACCACGAUGUUUCAGCACGCACACUCAACGUGCAGUAGACUAUGUAUCUGGCUAAGAUAACAGUGUACUAUAUGUAACCUCUACCUGCCUGUGUUUUAUUUAUUUCAAUCUGCCUGUAGUUGUCUCCCUGUGUGUGUGCAGUGUAUGUCAGCCUACCGACAGUUAGGCAGAGUCCAUUAUAUUUCACAUUAUAAUUCACAUUAUACCUAACAUUAUCACGUACACUUGUAUAGUUACAGGAAUAAGUUAGUGCAUCAUUUAGGUGUGUGUGUGUGUGUGUGUGUGUGUGUGUGUGUGUGUGUGUGAACCUGCGUGAGAGUGAUUUUUCUGUCUGAGUGUUAAAUACUCUCCCUUAGGUUACCUUGCCUUUUUUUACUACUUACACUAUAUAUACAAAAGUAUGUGGACACCCCUUCAAAUUAGUGGAUUCAGCUAUUUCAGCCACACCCGUUGCUGACAGGUGUAUAAAAUCGAGCACACAGCCAUGCAAUCUCCAUAGACAAACAUUGGCAGUAGAAUGGCCUUACUGAAGAGCUCAGUGACUUUCAACGUGGCACCAUCAUAGGAUGCCACCUUUCCAACAAGUCAGUUCGUCAAAUUUAUGCCCUGCUAGAGCUGCCCCGAUCAACUGUAAGUGCUGUUAUUGUAAAGUGGAAACGUCUAGGAGCAACAACGGCUCAGCAGCAAAGUGGUAGGCCACACAAGCUCACAGAACGGGACCGCUGAGUGCCGAAGCGCUUAGCGCAUAAAUAUUGCUUGUUGUCGAUUGCAACACCCACUACCGAGUUUCAAAUUGACUCUGGAAGCAACGUCAGCACAAUAACUGUUUGUCAGGAGCUUCAUGAAAUGGGUUUCCAUGGCCGAGCAGCCGCACAAAAGCCUAAGAUCACCAUGCGCAAUGCCAAGCGUCGGCUGGAGUGGUGUGUAGCUUGCCGUCAUUGGACUCUGGAGCAGUGGAAACGCAUUCUCUGAAGUGAUGAAUCACUCUUCACCAUCUGGCAGUCCGACGGACGAAUCUGGGUUUGGCAGAUGCCAGAAGAACGCUACCCCCCAAUGCAUAGUGCCAACUGUAAAGUUUGGUGGAGGAGGAAUAGUGGUCUGGGGCUGUUUUUCAUGGUUCGGGCUAGGCCCCUUAGUUCCAGUGAAAGGAAAUCUGAACUCUACUGCAUACAAUGACAUUCUAGACGAUUCUGUGCUUCCAACUUUGUGGCAACAGUUUGGACAAUGCCCCCGUUCACAAAGCGAGGUCCAUGCAGAAAUGGUUUGUCGAGAUCGGUGUAGAAGAACUUGACUGGCCUACACAGAGCCCUGACCUCAACCCCAUCGAACACCUUUGGGAUGAAUUGGAACGCCGACUGCGAACCAGGCCUAAUCGCCCAACACAGUGCCUGGCCUCACUAAUGCUCUUGUGGCUGAAUGGAAGCAAGUCCCUGCAGCAAUGUUCCAACAUCUAGUGGAAAGCCUUCCCAGAAGAGUAGAGGCUGUUAUAGCAGCAAAAGGGGGACCAACUCCAUAUUAAUGCCCAUGAUUUUGGAAUGAGAUGUUAGACGAGCAGGUGUUCACAUACCUUUGGUCAUGUAGUGUAUAUACAGAUAACUGCCAAAAUAAAGGAAAUACCAACAAAGUGUCUUAAUAGUGCGUUGGGCCACCACAAGCCAGAACAGCUUCAAUGGACCUUGACAUAGAUUCUAUAAGUGUCUGGAACUCUAUUGGAGGGAUGCGACAUCAUUCUUCCAUGAGGAAUUCCAUAAUUUGGUAUUUUGUUGAUGGUGGAGGAAAAUGCUUUCUCAGGCGUAGGGCUGGGCGAAAUGGCCAAAAUAUCAUAUCACAGUAUUUUUUAAAUUUUAUGAUGGUAUUUUAUGUUUUUGAGUAAUAAAAGUUCUAAAUGUGAUUUAAGAGUAGUGCGUGACCUUACGGUGGGUCUUUCUCCAUUCUGAUUGUUUUAUACUGUUCAAUUGAACUUCAACCAACAUUUUUUCCCUGCAUUUCCAUAAAUUUCUGCAUUCCCUGCACUCAUUUGAGAUAAUUUCCACACUGCCACGUAAGGCUGCACGAUAUGGGCAAAAAAACAAGGCCUUAUUUUUUACAGAAUGUUGUAAUUGCGAUUUGACUUGUGAUUUAGAUCAAAACACUUAGGUGAACUGCUGGAACCAUGGAAAUAGAAUGAUUAUUCUAAUUCUAUAGUUAGAAUAUAAAUAAUAGUAGGCACUUUGAAUACAGUGUUUGACAUGACAACGAAUGAAAAUGCCAGGGAGAACUUAUUGUGACAGGUUAGGAACCAAAUUGAUGGUCAGUGUUUCCUAGGGGACCCUAUAAUCUUUGGCUACAAAAUGUUUCUUCAUGUAGCCAACAUAUUCAUGCUUCGCCUAUUCGUCUUUGAUUUAGAAGAUAAUGUUGCAUAAACAACAUGCUGAUUUAGGCCUACUUCAUCACUGGUACAAGGCUGUAUUAGCUAGCUACGUUUGCUCUGACUCAGUACAUUUAUUAGCUAGCUAGCCAGCUAACUAGCGAUUAGCGGCUAAAACGAUUUAGCUAAAACUUGCUAAGAAAAUACGAACUAUCUCUCUGCAGAUGUAAGAAACACAAACUAAUAGUGUAAUUAUAGAACGUUUGUGGAUUUAUAUGAAGAAGAAUUGCAUGUGCUGCACUGACCUUGCAGACUGAACGCAAGUGUCUUGUGGUCAAGCAACAACAAAUGCGCUCCUUGAGUGACAGGGGGCGGGGCUAAGUCUGUGUGGAACGCGGCAUGGAGCGAGAGCUGGGAGGGAUGACUCAAGUAGCGGCGUAAACUAUACAAAUGUACGUCACACACAACAUAUCACAUUUAACAAACCAAAGAUUAAAAUAACGUUAUAGGAGGUAAAGACAAAACCCAAACCGGUCAGUGCAUCAAUACCGGUAUAUAGUAAAAUACGUUAUACUGCCCAGCCCUACUCAGGCACGGCUCCAGAAUCUCCCAUAAGUGUUCAAUUGGGUUGCGAUCUGGUGACUGAGACGACCAUGGCAUAUUAUUUACAUAGUUUUCAUGCUCAUCAAACAAUUCAGUGACCACUCUUGCCCUGUGGAUGAGUGCAUUGUCAUCCUAUGGGGGCGUAGCCAAAACAAUGGCCUGCCCAGCAUUUCUAUCCAUGACCCUAAGCAUGAUGGGAUGUUAAUUGCUUAAUUAACUCAGGAACCACACUUGUGUGAAAGCACCUGCUUUCAAUAUACAUUGUAUCCCUCAUUUACUCAAGUGUUUCCAUUAUUUUGUCAGUUACCUGUAUCCUCUUUGUAUACGUAUGUGUCUGCAUGAGAUGACUUUUCUCUGUAAUAUACUUAUAGGUUUGACUUAGUUUUUGUGUCUAUUCAGUUAAGUUUCUUCUUCUUUUCUGACAUCACUAUGUCUCCAACUUAAUUAUCUACCUUUCCUUCUCCAUGACUAUCUUGAUAUUUUAUCUUAAUUUUGUUUCAUUUUAUACACUAACCAUAGUUAUGCUUGAAGAUUGUUGCUGCUUGCAUCUCAAUAAAGUUAUAUCCCUUAUUUCCUGUCCCCUCCCCUUUUCAUUUUCUUCUGUUUCUUGUUUUCCUGGGAAGUACAGUAUCUAAACACUUGAGACCUACACAGCUAAUGGACAUAUGAGGCAUACAGAUCCAAUGGCUCACAAGCAGUUUAUACAAAAGACACAAAGGAGCUCCUAAUAUCUUAGCUCCACACAUACAGUACAGUUCUGUCUGCUUGACCUAGUAGCAAUUCAUAUUUAUCACCAGUAGAGGGUAGUGUUGUCAAGGCAAAUUUUAAAUACAGUGUAGCUGACAAACAUUCAUACAAUUGGAUAUGACCUGGAGCAAGUCAGACUCUGUUCUUUUCCUAAGGGCAAGUGCUUCUCACCUGGGAUUUGAACCAGCUUCCUUUUGGAAACAGCUUGGAUGAUACCUUGAUACGCUGAACACCAGCACUAGUACAGACCUAACCAAGCAUUAUUUAUAGAACCAUCAAUAUGUCAAUGUCAUCGAUGACAACAUUGCAGAGACUGAAAGAACAGUAAAAUAGGCAGCAGGCCACUGUUGUUAUGAGCAGCUCCACUGCAUACAACAUUUCACAGAGAGAGAGAGUGAGGAUGGAGAGGGAGAAAGAGAUAGAGACAGUGCCAACACUAAUUGUUUUCCUGUUUACUUAUUGCUGUGCCAUCUGGACACUGGGCUGUAUCACGUAUCCUUAUUGGAUCAAUCUGGCUAUGGUUUUCAUCAGACACAGCUUUUAAUCCAAUCAACUCUCCCCCUAAUUGGCCUGAUUGGUUGAGUGUGUCACUGAGCUUCCUGCUAAUUGAUUGUGCCUGGUUAGUGCCUCCGCUGGAUGUGACUCAGUCAUGCCUAUCAUAAUUAGCCUGGUUUUAUGUCUUCAAAACAGCCCUUCCAUUGCCCCUGUAUUUCCAACAACUAUUUUGCUAUUUUUGGGUGUGGUCUGCACAUCAUUUCACCUUAAACAUGUACUCGAACAGGAGGAGAACCACAUGCUUUAUAUUGGGGGUAGGAGUGGAGAGAAUGUGCAGAAUGUGGGAGUGAGUUUUACUAUAGCAGAAGAUAGUAAAGUGAAGUCUGUAUAGUUUUUAGUGGGGAGGUGUGUUGUGAUGGAAUGACAUUCUAACAGCUGAGAUGUGUUCUGAGUCCUGGAUAGAACUCCUACUGUACUGUAACCAUGGCUAAGGUUGCCAUAACAAACAUGGCCUGAGACUGACAGGCAUCAGUUUGCACAGCCUGGCGAUGUGGAUAGUCAUGAGUAAACAACACCAGACCUUGAGAACUUCAACGCUACUGGGCUUAUUAUAAGCUAAAUACUAUAAAGCGAAAACAUUUCUCUAUGAUGGAGUGUCUGUGUGUGUAUUUGUGUGUGUGUGUGUGUGUGUGUGUGCAUAUGUGCGGGUGUGUUUGUGGGUGCCUGUGUGUUUGUCAGUGAACCAAUUACCUAUAACCAGUACCUUUCUGUUCUCCAGUGAAGUUGUUGAGGAUGCCAUGCCCAGUGCUCACGUCACAACAUCAGUGAAGACCAUGACCAAAGUCUCAGGUGCCCCCAGGAAUGGUAACGGUGUCCCCCCACCCACCUUCAAGACCCCCUCUACCCAGGUCAAACCCUCCUGGCCGGCUGGAGGUCCAGCAGGUAAUCUUACACACCCUGACACUACCCCUACUGUCUUCCUCUCUCUGCCUUUUCAGAGGAUUAUGUGGUUAGGUUAACUCACCAGGCUGUUUACACAUCUUGUUCAUAUUUCUGUUAUUGAGUGUGUCCUGCUGUUAAGAAAAAACUAGAUAUAUACUAGAAGCUUAGGUUUACUACAGCCUUUUUAAACAGAAAUGUCAGAAAUGCAAAUAUGUAUUUAUUUGUCUAAGUUAUGAGAGCUCUGCCCUUUACACAAAUAUUGUUUUAGGAGAAGAAUGCUUCUAUAGAUGAAUGCAUCUAUAGCAUGUAGUAGUAGCAUCAUUAACCCCUUGGCGUUUGCUUUGAAUGAAGAGGUUGCAUUGACUCAGACAGGCAACAGUAGUGUCAGUAUCUCAAGGUGACAUCCUCUGUAGUAGUUUAUUUUGACCUACAGAGGGCAGACGCAUGCUGUAACUGUAAAACCUGACUAUUAAUCAGUGCUUUUAUUAGAGCAACAUAAUGCCUCUGUUACACAGGGCUCUUCAAAAUGACGAGCUCUAUAAAACGUGCGGUAUUCAGCUAAUGACCUCAAAUUAUUGCCUAUUUUUCCACGUUUCCUGAGUUAAAUACAUUGUGAAAUUGGGAAUUAUAUUUUUGAUUUUCGACUCUUUAAACAGAGGAGAUUCAGGGUCUGUGAGAACUGUAGCUGCCUUGGAGUAAAUAUUUGCCGAAGGGCCUUGAGUUGGGAGUCAUUACUAAGAUGACUAAGACUGCAGUAUGAUCUAUAUGUGUGCAUAUAUACAUGGCCUACACAGAACUGUGUGAGGCUAGAGAGGUCCUGUGCUUGCUUACCUACUGCCUCCCUGGGGACCUCUUAAGUGAGAGCUGCUGAAAGGGGGUGUAUACGAGACCACAGGCACCUCUCUGUUAGAUACAGUAUGUAUCAGAUUAACGCUUACUUGACCUUGUGUUCACGAACAUAUACUUCAUACUGACCGUGUGGAACCAGGUCAGAUGCAUGGUAUAUUAUGUAUGAUUCUACCAUUCCCCCUGCUGGUGGAGAGGUGGAGAGAGAGAGAGGUGGAGAGAGAGAGAGGUGGAGAGAGAGAGAGAGGUGGAGAGAGAGAGAGAGGUGGAGAGAGAGAGAGAGAGGUGGAGAGAGAGAGAGAGGUGGAGAGAGAGAGAGAGGUGGAGAGAGAGAGAGGGAGAGAGGUGGAGAGGGAGAGAGGUAGAGAGGGAGAGAGAGAGAAAAACAAAUCUCCCAGAUGUUUAUCAGCCAGCACGAAGUGUGGCCAUGAGUCAUCUAUCCAGCCUACCUCUCACCAUGCCAUCCAAGAACAUGUCCCCUAAGGGGCUAGCCACUGCUGUCACUAGACGUUCUCUCAACAGGACGUUUAAAAGACCAACCUAACCAGACGUGGUUUGAUGGGCCUGGACCCGGGGUUUGGCAGCCCUGCUGUGGUUCAAGUGAAACGGAGAUAGAGAUCUCUAGUGUUCCCGGCCGUGCAGCCUGCCCAAAGCCUCUUCAGUGGUUACUUAGAGCAUAGUGCCAACACACAGUGAUGGUGUCAUAUACAGUUUGUGCUCUCCUUCCUCUUUCUUUCUCUCUCUCGUGCUCUCUCUCUUGCGCUCUCUCUCUGUCUUUCCCAUGGAUCUCCUCUUCUCACUUCUCUGCCAGUCCCCAGUCAUGUUUAUUCAGUUUGUUUGCUCUCCGUUACGAGGAAAUCGAGGGGGCACUUGCUUCCUGACCCCUCAGUCCGCCACUCUUUGAUUCUGGUCCUGCUUUUCAAUGGUCUCUGUCCCCCUCCACCCCUCACCCCCUCCUCACCCCCUCUGAGGGCAGACAUAUUUGACCCUCCCUGGAUGUCUCUGUGUAGCUGGAGAGAGAGAGGAGAGAGGUAAGAAUGGAGAAGGAAGGAUUGUGUCUUUCCUCUCCACGUUCUGUUCCGAGAGGAGUGGAGGGGGGGAUUAUUUUGCCAGGUGUCUCCUUUGGCUCUGGGAAUGUUUUUCUUUCCCCAUGGUGGAAAAAUGUAUCCUUUGUUUGGGUGGUGUGGAGUGGAUCUGCCCGACACAGCUGGCCCAUGCAUAAGACAGAGAGGUCACAGCUAGAUCUGAUACAUUCUGUCAGCAAGUAGCAUACUCAGUCAUACCUGAUCACACCUGCCCACCCACACCUGAGCUAAGGUUUCUUUAGGGUUAGCUAGCAAUGCAUAUAGCCGUGUAAAUACAGCUACAAUUCUCAUUGAUCAUUGAAGGAUCAGGAUGUUUGUACUGCUCUGCCUGUCUGCUGUAUGUUGUUAGUGUUCUGAUCACAUUACACAAAAGUUUGUGAAUGUUUUUAUAUAGCUCAAAUGGAUGUGAUUUUUUUAUAUGGUGUGAUUGAAACAAAUGACCCAUGCUGUAUUUUUUUGUUGCUUUAGGUUUCCCUAAGGGUGGAGCGGCGCCCUCUUUUGGCCGGGUUAGCAACACUGCACCAGUACCUGCAGUACCCAAAGGUCCUGACCGCCCUGCCCCCCAGGCGCACCCCAAGGACCAGGACUCCCUGGUGCAACGGGCCGAGCACAUCGCAGCAGGAACACGCACACCCAUGUGUGGCCACUGUGACAAGGUCAUCAGGUACAUAACGACAGUCAGUAUGGGAAAUUGGGAAUUUUGGACGCAGCGUAAUCCUAAGGGUUCACUUCUGAUUCGUUUCUCUCAUGUAUCUGAAGUUGAGUUUAAAGUUAAUUUUAUCCUGAAAACUGACCUCUGCCCACUUCCUGUUUUCCACAGAGGUCCGUUCCUGGUGGCCAUGGGCAUGUCGUGGCACCCUGAGGAGUUUAACUGUUCCCACUGCCACACGUCUCUGGUGGAGUCAGGCUUUGUGGAGGAGAGGGGAACAGUGUACUGUGCUCACUGCUAUGAAGAGUUCUUUGCCCCUACCUGCACCAGCUGCAAGCAGAAGGUCCUGGGGGUGAGUGACAUACUUUAGGAGACCGUAUGGUAUCUUGGCUUGUCCACCUUGCUCAGUUAUCUUCCUCUCCAAAUCCACGGACACAUAUUGAAAUCAAAUGAUGACAUUAUGACAGUAAUAGAAUUCCCUAUAAUCUCUUAUAUUUGUUACAGGAAGUCAUCAAUGCCCUGAAGCAGACCUGGCAUGUGUACUGCUUCCUGUGUGCAUCCUGCCAGCAGCCAAUCAGAAACAACACCUUCCACAUGGAGGACGGGCUGCCAUACUGCGAAAGAGGUGAGAGGUCACAGCAAGCAAGGUUUUUCGUAAUGAACACGACUGUGAAAUGAAUCUAGUCGUGAAAGUAACAUUUGACUGACUCUCUUCCACCCAGAUUACUACCAACUCUUCGGUACCAGUUGCCAUGGUUGCGACUUCCCCAUCGAGGCAGGAGACAAGUUUCUGGAGGCGUUGGGAUUCACCUGGCAUGAUACCUGCUUCGUAUGUGCAGUAAGUCAGCCCCCCAUGAGAUAGAAGUGGAAUAUAGAGAAUAUAACGAUUGUAGCUCUGAUAUUACUGUACUGUGACUGUCAUUUCCUAGGUCUGCAGCACCAGUUUGGAGGGCCAAGCCUUCUUCUCUAAAAAGGACAAGGCUCUGUGCAAGAAACACGCCCACACAGUCAAUAUCUGACCCGCCCCCAGGAGUGAAGAACAGAGGAAAACAGAGAAAUAAUCUAUUCUGUCAGCUGUAGAUAUUUUUGGUAGUUUUAAAAGAUUGAUUUAUCUGAUUAUGACAUUUAUUAACAGACAUGUUUGUUGAUGGGAAUUUAAGCUUUAUUUUAUCUUCUUUGAUAUUUCUGUGUGUAGUUUACCAUUCACCGCUUGUGCCAUAUAAGGGGAAAAUAUGAUGCUCAAAUUAAGGUAUGAUAAAAGUACCUACUGUAUUUUCAACAUUAAUUAAUUUCAUAAAUGCAAAAUAUGUGUCCACUACAUACUGUAUGAUCCCAUAUAAUUUAUGUAGUUUAAUAAUUAAAGUGUUAUUUUAGUAUAAGAUUAAAAUCAAUAUAUUACCUUAUUGAGAAGGAAUGUGUUAUUGAGGACAAUUAGAGCACCCCAACCCCAUUUUAUUCUCCCUCUCCCCUCCUCUCUCUGUCCUAUUUGUCUCUCUCUCUCUCUCUCUCCG
Coregonus sp. 'balchen' is the source of this 27394-nucleotide messenger RNA. NCBI's taxonomy places the organism in Eukaryota, Metazoa, Chordata, Actinopteri, Salmoniformes, Salmonidae. The record is from the annotation of a GenBank genome assembly.